Messenger RNA from Indicator indicator, 2091 nucleotides. RefSeq names its product sorting nexin 12 (gene SNX12). The transcript has 4 exons. Gene Ontology annotation, molecular function: phosphatidylinositol-3-phosphate binding. Lineage: Eukaryota; Metazoa; Chordata; Aves; Piciformes; Indicatoridae. Gene Ontology annotation, biological process: late endosome to Golgi transport; endocytic recycling. The record is from RefSeq and is a predicted model, not a curated record. Gene Ontology annotation, cellular component: early endosome membrane; retromer complex. The coding region runs from base 1 to 489 and encodes 162 amino acids.
AUGUCGGAGGCGGCGGUGGCGGAUACCCGGCGCUUGAACGCCAAGCCGCAGGACCUGACGGACGCGUAUGGGCCACCCAGCAACUUCCUCGAGAUCGACAUCUUCAACCCACAGACUGUGGGCAUGGGUCGUGCUAGAUACACCAGCUACGAGCUCCGGAUGCGGACAAACCUUCCGAUCUUCAAACUGAAGGAGUCGUGUGUGAGGAGGCGAUACAGUGACUUUGAGUGGCUGAAGAAUGAGCUGGAACGAGACAGUAAGAUUGUAGUGCCACCACUGCCUGGAAAAGCUUUGAAACGACAGCUGCCCUUCCGAGGAGAUGAAGGCAUCUUUGAGGAGUCCUUCAUUGAGGAGCGGAGACAGGGACUAGAACAGUUUAUUAACAAGAUUGCUGGACACCCCCUGGCACAGAACGAGCGCUGCUUACACAUGUUCCUGCAGGAGGAAACUAUUGAUAGGAACUACGUCCCCGGGAAAGUGCGCCAGUAGGAGCACCUGGCACUGUCUUCCUCCAUUCCACCCUCCCUCCUGCAAAAAUGACAUUUAUUUUUACACUAAAUCUGUCUUCUCUGAACCAGCUUUUCCUCUCUUGAACCUCCCAGUUUGUUGAGCAUUUUCCUCUUCUAUACCUGGCAGCAGCUUGUUCUACUGGGCUGUGGUCUUGGCCUAAAGGUAUGAAAAUGUAGGCGAGUGAGCAUGUUGUCCCACACCUGGAGGAAGAUGUGAGUAGGUGUGGAGCAGGAACUUGCUUACGGCAUUAUGGUGUAGGAGCUGCCUCUCUCCCUGUACAGGAAGGUAUGAGAUGACCUUCACUCCCCUGUCUGUGCAGCCCCAAGCAUCUCUGCAGGAGACUUGGAAGAAUAGCAGUUGUCAUGUUGGUCAGUGAUCGCAUCAGGUAUUAGAGUUUUAGUAAGGCUUAUCCAAAACAGUGAGUAGGUGCCUGGGUGUGUUGGUCUCUCAUCCACCCCAUUCACCCUGCAUGAAACUCUCAUUCUUCAUUGUCUGGAAGUGCUGAAACCUAAGACCUACUCUAACCUUGCUCUCAGCCUCCUGCAUUACAGACCCAUUUGGUGUAUUUGUGUUAAUCCCCCUCCGUUCUGAUGUGCUGCUGGCAGCUCAAGGGGUUCCCCCGAUGUAUGCGCUCAUGAUGCUCUGAAAGGGCAGUUUGGCAAGUGGGGUCUUGGCCAGGCUGGGCUGCAGCAGUGUGUGCUGCGACGCCUCUGCCCAAGAUUUGAAUCCUAGCACAGCCUGCUUCGCUCUGGAGUAGUGUGGUGGUGUCUCCAGCAGCUGCCGGCUUAGCUGAGCUGUGGUGAUCUACUCCUGCAUCCCAGCUGCAGAGGGGAGGAAACAGGUCUGGCUGAGGAGGAGCAGGAGAGGACUGGUGAGGGCUGUUGCAGUGUGUGGCUGUGAUGGCUGUUACCAGAGGAGCCCAGCAGUGGGGCCUGGGAUGAGGCCACCUCUCCAGAAAAGGGACAGCAGAAAAUGGUGAGUCAGUCCUGCCUUAGGCGUUUGUUUUAUGAAGCAGAAGUAGCAGCAGCUCUUUGUGUACUCUCCCCUGUUCUGCAGUGAGCCAGGCAGUUACUUGUGUGGAAGUGAGUACCCAAGGCUGGUCAGGGAGGUGCUCAGACCUUGAGGAGGACCACGAGGCUGUGACUUGCUGCAGCAGAACUAUCCUUUGGAGGCUCCUUCAGCUGCCACGGCUGCAAUGAGUGAAGUUGGGCCUCCGCUCAGGAGCUUCUCAGGUCAAGGCUGGCUGGUUUAUAAAGCACUUGAUCACUUUACAGUGGCACAGCUGAACCUUUUUUUUUGAGAUAGAUCUGCAGUGACUGCCUUCCUGUCCCUGCCAAAUGCAACCCCUAAGGUCUCCCGAGUUUGCUGGUGAGGAACUCGUGUGAGAGGCAGCUCGCAGGGAGGGGGACAAGUCGCUGAGACCGGGAGGGAACUGCUCUGGGGGCUGGCUCGGCCCAGGAAGGGCUGUGAGGCAGUGCGGAAGCAGAUGCCGGUGAAGGCGGCCGUGCUUGCCUCUGAGGCUGCCCUCGUUCCCGUCGUGUCGAUGCCGGCCCACGCUUGGGGUGGCCCUUUUCUCCUGCC